Messenger RNA from Nicotiana tabacum (common tobacco), 1068 nucleotides. RefSeq lists its product as uncharacterized. The record is from RefSeq and is a predicted model, not a curated record. Gene Ontology annotation, biological process: DNA integration. Gene Ontology annotation, molecular function: nucleic acid binding. Lineage: Eukaryota; Viridiplantae; Streptophyta; Magnoliopsida; Solanales; Solanaceae.
AUGGAUACUCCAUAUUUACAUGAUUGCCAAGUUUUCAAGUUUGAUGGCAAAAAUAAUUUUGAAGAUUGGCAUCAAUAUAUGAAAUGUUUUUUCAAUGUUGUUGGAUUAUGGUCCAUUGUUGAAACAGGAUUUGAGGAACCCCCAAAAGGUACAACAUUGACAGGUGAUGCAGCUAAGCAAUUAGAGAAAAAUAGACAAUUGGAUUAUAAGGCACGUUACUAUCUCACUAGCAAGGUUGAAUUGCAUGUAUCUAACAAAUUUUUGCAUGCAAAAUCAACUAAGGAAGCGUGGAGAAUCUUGGUGAAUUCACAUCGAGGUUCCGCCGAAGUAAAGAAAGUCAAAUUGCAAGACCUAAGGAGACAGUACGAGUUGGCCCAAAUGAAACCAAUAGAAUCCGUUAAAGAAUUCAUUAUAAGAAUUACUAAUAGUGUCAACGACAUGAGGACCAAUGGAGAAGUACUAGAUGAAGUUAAAGUGGAUGAAAAAAUAUUACGGUCCUUGGGUAUAAAAUUUUACACGAAGAAGGUGGUUCUUGAAGCUACCAAAGAUCAUAGCCCUUUUACACUUGAUGAUUUAGAAGGUGAAUUGGUGACAUAUGAGAUGUCCCUGACUCAAGACACCCCCGAAAUAGUGGAGGAGGCGUUGCAAGCAAAGGUGAAUCAACCUAAAGCAAAAGAAGAGAUAAGUUAUCCUAAAGAAACAAAUCAAAGAUACCAGAAUUUCAGAGGUAGAGGUCGUGGUAGAAGUAACUAUCGAGACAGACGUGGUAGAGAUAAUUUUUCUUAUCAACAAAGAAAUAGUAAUAAUUUCUGGAAGGAACAACAAGGUCAUCAAAAUUUUCAAAGACAUGAUAAAUCUAAGAUUCAGUGCUAUAAUUGUGGUAAAUUUGAACAUUAUGAAAGCGAAUAUUGGUCUAAUAAAUUUGGUAAUAAAGACGUACAUGCUAAAAUGGCUGAAAUAAUGGGGAUAAACAAGAGACUUUAUUGUUUUCUAAUUCUGGGGUUGAAGAAACUAAAGGGAAUGAGUGGUUUAUUGAUUCGGCUACAUCAAUCAUAUGAGUGGAAAUAA